This is a messenger RNA of Corylus avellana, 2970 nucleotides long. RefSeq names its product MORN (Membrane Occupation and Recognition Nexus) repeat-containing protein. Lineage: Eukaryota; Viridiplantae; Streptophyta; Magnoliopsida; Fagales; Betulaceae. The record is from RefSeq and is a predicted model, not a curated record.
CACAGUGGGAGCUUGCAGCUGCCAUUUGCUCUGAAACUAUCGCUAAACGCUAGCUUGAACUGCCUCACCUUCCCACCUUAUCUUCUUCUUCUUCUUUUUCUUCUUCUUAUACUUCUAACGCUCACAGACAGACCACAAUGGCAGACGAAGACUCAGCCAGACCUACUGAAUCAGAACAACAACAACAAGAACUGGAUGACCAACAAAAUGAGCAAGACCCAGAUGCAGAAAAGCUCUCCUCAGACGACUCCGACUCCGACUCCGAGUACGACUCUGAUGAGUCCUACUUCACCGACUACUCCGACGAGGAGCCCCUCACUUACGCCCGUCUAGUGGGUGAGCCGCCCGCGUCGGAGAACACCCCGGAGAUCAACUUCCGACGGUUCAGCCGGAUCCUGGACAGCAGGUACUUGAAGAAGAAGGAGGAAGAGGAGGAACGGGGCGUUAAGGUACACGAGGACCUCUUCGACUUUCCCAAGGACCCAGAGAACUGGAAAGAGGAGGACCUGAAGGAGCUCUGGGCCGACGCUCCUCUCCCAAUGACCAAGCCCGGCUGGGACCCCGUCUGGGCCGACGAGGACGACUGGGAGGUCGUCCAGGAGGAGGUAGAUGCCGGCCGGGACCCCAACAUUGCGCCAUUCUAUGUGCCGUAUCGGAAGCCUUACCCGGCGAUACCGGACAACCACCAUGAUAUAGAUAAUCCCAAGGCAGUGAUUGAGGAGUUGGAUAGGAUCGAGGAGUUUCUCAAAUGGGUCAGCUACAUUUUCGCCGAUGGGAGCUCGUAUGAAGGCACAGUUUGGGAUGACUUGGCUCAUGGAAAAGGUGUAUACGUUGCUGAACAGGGGCUGGUCAGGUAUGAAGGUGAAUGGCUUCAAAACAACAUGGAGGGUCAUGGCGUUGUUGAAGUUGACAUACCCGAUAUAGAACCUGUCCCAGGUUCCAAGCUUGAAGCAAAGAUGCGUGCUGAAGGGAAAAUAAUAUCAAGGGAUUAUAUGACCCCAGAGGACAAAGAAUGGCUGGAGAUGGAUAUUGAAGACAGUGUUCGUCUUGCUGACGGGGAGUAUGAAAUACCAUUUUAUGAAAGCGAUGAGUGGAUCAAACAAUUUGGGAGGAAACCGGAGAAGGGUCGAUACCGCUACGCUGGUCAGUGGAAGCAUGGCAGAAUGCAUGGAUGUGGUGUUUAUGACGUCAAUGAGCGUACCAUAUACGGUAGGUUCUACUUUGGGGAGCUAUUGCAGGAUUCUACUGGUUGUGAUGAAGAUGUUUGUGCGCUGCAUUCGGGUAUAGCAGAAGUAGCUGCUGCCAAGGCUCGGAUGUUUGUUAACAAGCCUGAUGGAAUGGUUAGGGAAGAGAGGGGUCCAUACAGUGAUCCUCAACAUCCAUAUUUCUAUGAAGAAGAAGAUGCGUGGAUGGCACCAGGUUUCAUUAACCAGUUCUAUGAGGUCCCUGAUAACUGGAAAACAUAUAUACAAGAGGUGGAUCAGGAGAGGGAAAUGUGGUUAAACUCCUUCUAUAAAGCACCACUAAGACUACCUAUGCCUGCUGAGCUUGAAUACUGGUGGUCCAAAGAUGAGAGUCCAGAAUUUGUUCUCGUCAAUAAGGAGCCAGAGCCUGAUCCUAAAGAUCCCUCGAAGCUUAUAUAUACUGAAGAUCCCCUCAUACUACACACACCAACCGGAAGGUUAAUUAAUUAUGUUGAGGAUGAGAAACAUGGACUUCGCUUGUUUUGGCAGCCACCUCUGAAAGAUGGGGAAGAUGUUGACCCGGAGAAGGCCCAAUUCCUACCCUUGGGCUUUGAUGAGUUUUUUGGAAAAGAAGUGGUUGUGAAGAAAGAAGGCAUAUGGAUGCGUAUUGUAUUGGCAGUGGAAAAUGCAUGCAAGCCAUUGUGAAAACUAGAGAAAUGGACAGAAGAGAAGACGAAAGCUUGCAAGAUGAAGAUGGAGGUGAUUGAAAAAGAACUUGAACUGAUAGAGGCUGAAUUGUGUCUGGAAGAGACCAUCGAGGAUAUGGAUGACGACUUGAAGAUGAGAGAGAAAGAGGAGGAAAAGAAGGUGGAAAUGGGUUUGGAGGAAGAAGAUACUUCUGCAUUGGCCAACCAAGAUGAUGAGAGAUCAGCAGUAGAAAAGGAGGCAGUAGAAGAGGAGGAAGAAGAAGAGGACGCAGUAGAAGAGGAGGAAGAAGAAGAAGAAGAGGAGGAUGUUGAACCUUCAAGUUUUGGGUCAGUUACUGCAGAUCAGGACACAGGAAGGAAUGGCCAAAAAGGAAAGAAACCUGGAGAACCUCCAUUUUCGACAUCUUCAUUGUCAUUUGCUUCUAGUAGCCUUGUUUCAGGGGUGCCAUCGAUGCUACAACAAUCAUUCCUAUCAUGGAAGGAGGCUAGAUCAAUGCUAAGGGCAGCUCCUCCCUCAUGUGUUGAGGGCCCCAGUGGUCGCCUGAGGACAGUUGACUCGGUCAGUUUUCCCCCAGUGUUUAGCUCAAAAGGACGGUUGAGAGCCGCGCAAACACACGGGAAAGUCCAAGUUCGAAGCCACUCAAGGGGAAGGUUAUCUCAGCUGCGUUCAAUAUCUCGAAUUCUAUCACAUUCAUCGGCUUCCGGGAACUCCAAAACAAGUCUAGCAGAGCCAAGAAGAAGCAGCUCUUGUUGGCUGCAUAGAGCACCGGAGAGGGAUUCAGACAGGAUAUUGUCUCUGCAGACGCCAAUGCAUUAUUUAGAACCAUAUAGAGAAACUAUAUGUGAUAUGCCCCCGUCUUUCCCCUGUUUAGCAUUUUCUGGGAACUAAAUGAUAUUGAAAGGGGUAAAUUUUUUUAUGGCCACAUUUUGGCCUUUUAUUCUGUGUGUACUUUAUUAGCUUUUGCCUUGUCUAAAGUAAGAGAAAUCAGAAAAUGAAAACACUUUGGGUAUUCAAAUGUAAUUUUCCUGUAAUUCAAAGGCUGAGGCAGUGAGACUCUGCCUCGAUGAAUUUUUCUUUC